GUAGUCUCGUUUUUGUUCCCUGCGACGCACGUUUCUACGAUUCCUGCUGAUCUCAACUGUUUGCCCUCUCUUCCGUUUGCCCAACCGAUCCACCGAUUAGCCCACCGACCGACUGCGGACUUACUAACAACUGAUUUGCGGACCUAUUUGUACUUUGAUAACGGAAACGAUGUCGAACGGGACGAGGCGUCGACGUCGACGAGACCGCGCGUACGCGCAGUACGCUGUCCUCAUGCUGGGACGACAACGUGUGUUCCGGGACCGCCUCGAUCCGCUGGAAGAAUUCGACGAGGAUGCGCUGCAGCAACGAUUCCGGUUUGGUCGCGCGGGAAUUAUGUUUCUCGCGGAGACGCUGCGCCCGGACUUGGAGCGGUCGACGCGUCGCAGCUGCGCCUUGUCCGCAGAGCAGCAGGUGAUCGUCGCUCUGCAAUUCUACGCCACAGGCAACUUCCUCAUCACUGCAGGCGACUACGUCCACGUGCAAGUCUCUAGUGCUUCACGGUCCGUGAGGCAGGUCACCGUAGCUUUGGCACGUCGAGCAAGGGACUUCAUACGGUGGCCUGACGUCGCAGAGAGUGCUGCCUUGCAGGAGCAGUUCUUUGACGUAGCCGGGUUCCCUUGUGUCGUGGGUGCUGUUGAUGGCACCCACAUUCGAAUCCAGGGACCGCGCGUGCACGAGGAGGUGUACGUGAACCGCCACCUGUACCAUUCCAUCAACGUACAGGUGGUAGUUGACGCGUCCUGCCGCAUACGCAAUGUGGUUGCGAGAUGGCCAGGAAGCACGCACGACUCCCGGAUUUUCACCGAGAGCACACUAUCAGUCAAGCUGGCCGAUGGCAUCUACGAUGGCCUAUUGCUCGGCGACAGCGGCUACACCUGCCAGCCGUGGCUGAUGACGCCAUUCCUGUCGCCAUCAUCAGCAGCAGAAGUGAGGUACAACACGGCACACACCACGACAAGGAGUAUUGUUGAAAGGACAAUAGGCCAGCUGAAGCGCAGGUUCCACUGCCUGCACGCCGAGCUGCGCAUGGAGCCAAGCAGAUGCUGCGACAUCAUCGUGGCAUGCUGCGUGCUCCACAAUCUCGCCAAGAGAUACCCCUGUGCGAUGCCAGGGACUGCCAUCCCGCCUGAGGUUCCUGUGGAGCCCAUGGCAGCCGACCGUGGAGAAAGCAACGAGGCCCGGCGUGCCCUUGUCGACCAGUUCUUCUGUUGAGCCUUCCCGGCACCAACGUCUCGUCUGCAAGACACGGGGAGCUGCUGCCCACUCUUCUGCUGCUGCCACCCUUUGGCCGCUUCCUGACGCCCGAGGCUGCGGCGCUGCCGUUUGCCUCAAGCUAUCGCUGUGACAAAUGGAUAUGCAGGAAGUCAUUUGCUGUAGUUAUUAGAAGUGUGCAGGCAACCUACGUAUAACAUAUUUACAGUUACAGACACUGUAUAACAUACAGUGUCUGUAACCCCGACAUGUUGCUUGAAUUUUGCCACAGUGUACUUAACUGUAGAAUAGAAACUCUCUGACGCUUCAAGCAUCUCCGAGUGGGCCACACACAUAAUGCUCAUAAUAUCCCGAGAAAUCGCCCACCCAAAACUGAGAGCACAUUAGGUAAAAAUAAGGGGUAGGCUAACAUUCGGUGUUCACAAGGUAGCUCAACUUGAGCCAUUGAAAAAUAGAAAGUCCUGCUACAAAUCAGGAUGGGCUAUCUGUUGGGGAUGAAUCGUCUCUCGGGAUAUUACGGUAAUAUUCCUUGUACCGGUUGCAACUUUCAGUAUUUCAUUACCUUUAGCUUUCUUAUAAAUUUCUUAACCUUGCCGUUUAUUUCACCUAAGGAUGUUGUGAAACCAAACAUUCAAGUCUCGUUGUUCACGAAAUCCACGAUGCUACAAGAAAGUCUUCGCUUGGCUAUGUAUACAGUCAAUCUCGCUAUGGCUUUCGACCCUCCUGUUAAACCGAUAACUGAUGCCAUCAACGCUACCUCUUUCCUUUUUGCGUUCCGCACUAGUUCGUCACAGCAUAAACAAUGAGUUUGUUCACUCAUGCGUAACAACAGGGGUGCACCUCUAUUUUUUUUUUUU
Molecule: messenger RNA, 2070 nt
Organism: Ixodes scapularis (black-legged tick)
Lineage: Eukaryota; Metazoa; Arthropoda; Arachnida; Ixodida; Ixodidae
Product: putative nuclease HARBI1
Exons: 4
Coding region: 170-1213 (347 amino acids)
Source: RefSeq, a predicted model, not a curated record